ACGGCACGUAUGCAGCGUCAUAUCAUAGCCGACCAUGGCGGAAUGUGGUCGAGUUGACAGCAGCACAAGUAGUCACACCAUGGAUAAAAGCAUUACCCUUCCACCGGAUGAAAUUUUUCGUAAUAUGGAGAAUGCAAAGCGCUUUGCCAUAGACAUAGGUGGAUCUCUGACUAAGCUUGCUUACUACUCUACUGUUCAACACAAGGUGGCCAAAGUACGAUCCUUCGACCACAGCACAAAGGAAGCAGCAGGCGACAAGCUGUAUGAAAUAGCAGUACAGGAAGAGGUCACAGCUCGCCUGCACUUUAUCAAGUUUGAAAAUGCCUACAUUGAGACGUGCUUGGACUUUAUCAAAGACCACCUGGUCAACACCGAGACCAAAGUCAUUAAAGCUACAGGUGGAGGGGCCCACAAGUUUAAAGAGCUAAUAGAAAGGAAACUUGGGCUCAAAGUGGACAAAGAGGAUGAGAUGACCUGUCUCAUCAAGGGCUGUAAUUUUGUGCUGAAGAACAUCCCUCAUGAGGCUUUCGUUUAUGCCAAACAUGCUGACUCAGAGUUCCGCUUUCAGACCACUAAUCCUGACAUCUUCCCCUACCUGCUUGUGAACAUCGGCUCAGGGGUCUCGAUAGUCAAGGUUGAAUCAGAGGACAAAUUUGAGCGAAUAGGUGGAAGCUCAAUAGGUGGUGGGACAUUCUGGGGCCUUGGAGCAUUGCUCACCAAGACAAAGAGAUUUGAUGAGUUACUACAGUUGGCCUCUAAGGGACAGCAUUCGAGCGUCGAUAUGCUUGUCAAAGACAUCUAUGGAGGAUCUUACGCAUGUUUGGGGUUGACUGGAGAUCUAAUAGCAAGUAGUUUUGGGAAGUCUGCAACAGCUGACAAAGAGUUCUCUAACGAAGACAUGGCCAAGAGUUUACUCCAUAUGAUCAGCAACGAUAUUGGACAGCUAGCCUGUCUGUACGCCAAACUCCACAACCUGUCCCGAGUGUACUUUGGAGGCUUCUUUAUCAGAGGACACCCUGUCACCAUGCACACAAUAACAUAUAGCAUCAAUUUCUUUACAAAGGUAAGAUUUAUUUACUUUUAUGACACAAAUUCUGUCAUCUGCUAUAUGUGUUGGUCAUAUGUUGAGCCCCCUCAUGUUCUGUUAUUGCAGGGUGAAGUUCAGGCUUUGUUUUUGAGACAUGAAGGCUAUCUUGGAGCCAUUGGAGCUUUUCUCAAAGGAGCAGAGGAAGAUAAUCCAAACCAGUACAGUUGGGGUGAAAACUAUGCAGGAAGCUCUGGUUUGAUGAGUGUCUCUCCUGACAUGAAUCCAAUGCAGCGUGCUCGCAGUGGAACAUUUGACAUGUUAGAGAUGGACCGUCUGGAUAGACAGCUGGUGAAUUUGCCUCUGCUCCAGGAUCCUUCCUCCUACAUUCCCGACACAGUUGACCUCACAGAGGACGCUCAUGCCCGGGAAUACUGGCUAUACUGCUUUGAAGAAGCUUUAGAUGGGGUGGUGAAGAGAGCUGUAGCGAGCCAGCCGGACAUACCGGAGGCAGUUGAGCGAGCAGAGAAGUUUCGUCAGAAGUAUCUACACAAACUUCAAACUCUGCGCCAUCAGCCAUUUGCUUAUGGAUCCCUCACUGUCAGAAGUCUGUUAGACACGAGGGAACACUGUUUAAACGAGUUCAACUUUCCUGAUCCCUACUCUAAGAUUAAGGAAAGGGAAAACGACAUUGCUCUCAAGUACUACCAGAACGCAGUGAAGUCCUUGGAGGAGCUGAGCUGGGAGGACAGACAGUUUGCUCUGGUUAGGGGCGUCUUGGCAGGGAAUGUUUUUGACUGGGGAGCCAAGGCCGUGUCAGAGGUCCUGGAAUCUAACCCCGAGUUUGGAUUUGAAGAAGCUAAGCGACGAUUAGAAGAUCGGCCAUGGCUCGUUGAUUCUUUUGAUCAGUGGCUCGAGAGAUUAAAGGGUCCUCCUCAUCGGUGUGCCUUAUUUUUUGUGGAUAACAGUGGAGUAGACAUCAUUUUAGGGGUGAUGCCUUUUGUCAGAGAACUUCUCUCUCGGGGAACAGAGGUUGUGUUAGCUAGUAAUUCCGGUCCAGCUUUAAAUGAUGUAACAAACAGCGAACUUCAGAUUCUGACUGAAAGAAUCGCAGCAAUGGAUCCUGUGAUUGACUCUGCCCUGAGGGAGGACAGGCUGACAUUAGUCCAGAAUGGUUCCAGUUCUCCCUGUUUGGAUCUGAGCCGCCUGGACAAGGUGCUGGCGAUGUUGGUGAGGGAGCGGCAGACCGACUUGGUGGUCAUCGAGGGAAUGGGUCGAGCCAUCCACACCAACUACUAUGCCAUGCUCAGCUGUGAGAGCCUCAAGAUGGCUGUCAUCAAGAACUCGUGGUUGGCCGACCGACUGGGAGGAAAACUCUUCAGUGUGGUUUUUAAAUACGAGGUUCCAGCCGGAAAACCCCAGUAGGAGGCUUCAGCUCUGACGCCACAAAGAAGUUUAAAUUAAACACAGUAGUUAAUCAACUAGUACAGUUUGACUGGAUCACCGAAUGUAAUGACUGGGAUUGUAAAUUCUAAUUUGAUGAGCAUUUGUUUUUAAGGGUGAUCAUUUAUAGAAGUUUUUUUUUAUUUUUUCCUUGCAUUUUUGGUUUUACUGUUUCAUGAACUCCAGGGGUUCUCCCUCUUCCCCAUCCCAAGUUUCUGUCUAGCUGUGUGUUCAGUCAUCACUGCCGGUUCAUCUCACUCGUCGCCUGAGAAAUCAAAACUCUGUGUUUAGAAAACUGUUGCAGAAGUUAAAACGUAUUCUGAAACCUCUGUUGAAAAGGAAAAAAGAGUAGAAGCCUCUGUUUGUUGCGUAGAUAGCCACGGAAACGAGCAGUUGGAUCAUUAACAUUUCUUAUCCAUGUAGCACACUUUAUUGAUGCCAUGAAAUGUAUUUAAUGUGCCUUAAGCUUGAUAUGAUACAAACAUCUUUUACUCAGAUUGUUUCAUUCUUGUUGCAAGUUUAACUGCUUUUGGUCCAGCUCAUGUUUGUUGCACAUUAAGGAAAGAAAACAAAUCACUAUUUGACUGCCAGCAAUUAAUUGGAGAUUAAGGAAUGGAGUAUUGUCUCUGACAUUUGUUUAGAGGCUAAGAGUCAGAAAAUAUUUCAUCAAAGUGGGGAAGAAGCUGCACUUUACCACUGUAAUUAAAGGCACCGGCAUGGUUUCCUCCACUGGGUGGCAGUAUUCUACAGUGUAGAUAUUUAUCUUGAUCAUAUCCUUCCCAAGGUGCCUGGUGUCAAAAUUAACACUGCAUAAUUCAGGUUAAGCGUUCUGUGAGCAUCUCAAUAGUGAGAAAAUGUCAUUUAUUUUCAGCAGUUCACUGGCAUGCUAGAAUACACUCUAUAUUCCAUUUAUUUCAAAAAACAAAUAAUCAGAGUUUGAUGCAAUAAUACUGCAGCACCUGGUCGAUAUUGUGGUAGUGAAGUUAGUGGGUGCAUAACUUUAUUUUUAAAAAGGUAUGAUUUGAGGUGUAAAUAGAUUAGAAAAGCAUCAAUGUGGAAAUAUCUCCACAAAAACUUUUGGACCCGUGUUUCAAUGCUUUAUUUCUUCUUUUGUACAUAUGUGAUAUACAAGUGUGAGUGUAUGUGUAAAUAUAUACAUAUUAUAUAAAAUCCAGCUGUAUCUCUUCACUUAGCCACACAAAGCACAGAUUUUGAGUAUUAUUCUUCUGACAAUCAGUUUUAAUUAAAUUGCGAAAACAUCGA
Messenger RNA from Gambusia affinis (western mosquitofish), 3730 nucleotides. It is a transcript of the gene pank4, whose product is annotated as pantothenate kinase 4 (inactive). Gene Ontology annotation, biological process: coenzyme A biosynthetic process. Gene Ontology annotation, cellular component: nucleus; cytosol. Lineage: Eukaryota; Metazoa; Chordata; Actinopteri; Cyprinodontiformes; Poeciliidae. The record is from RefSeq and is a predicted model, not a curated record. The coding region runs from base 35 to 2449 and encodes 804 amino acids. The transcript is spliced from 18 exons. Gene Ontology annotation, molecular function: ATP binding; pantothenate kinase activity.